Arabis nemorensis is the source of this 216-nucleotide messenger RNA. NCBI's taxonomy places the organism in Eukaryota, Viridiplantae, Streptophyta, Magnoliopsida, Brassicales, Brassicaceae. The record is from the annotation of a GenBank genome assembly.
AUGAGCAAGAAGAGAGUGAUGAACUUCCGAAGCUACCAGAUGCUUUGCUUCUACUGGAGUCACCGUCACUCGCACAGCAAUGACCAUGCUUCCGUUGUUGCAGCUGCGAUGGCCGAGAGUGCACUAAGGAAAAGAGACUUGAAUGGGAAUUCCGAGAAUAUUCCUGAAACUUUGGGUAAUGUGCUUGUGCCUCCUCAGCUCAAGGGAAGGCUAUGA